Molecule: messenger RNA, 1004 nt
Organism: Glycine soja
Lineage: Eukaryota; Viridiplantae; Streptophyta; Magnoliopsida; Fabales; Fabaceae
Exons: 3
Coding region: 88-570 (160 amino acids)
Source: RefSeq, a predicted model, not a curated record
GUGUUAUGUUCAUCAUCGUUGUUUCUUGACUCUCCGUUUAACCCUAAGCGGAUUGUUGUGACUUGUGAAAGAGAAGAAGAAAUUACGAUGAAAACACCCACCACCAAAGUGGUGAAUCUGAAGACGAAAAAGUCCCUUUCGAAACGUCCACGACUACAAGAUGUCAUCGACAUCGACACCCCCAUCAGGGCCAUAGCUUGUCUCAAAAAAAUCGACGACAUGCGCCGCUUCGAGGAAACCGAGGAUUGCUUCAUCCUAGGUUUCGACCCUUACGCCGCCGUUGGCCUCUCGGUUGAUUCUUCUGCCGAUGAUGUCUCCGUCAUUGCUGAAAAGGGCAAGGUUGCUUGCAGAGAUUACCCCCACUCAAGACAUUUGUGUCUCAAAUUCCCGUUUAAGACCACGCCUCAUGAGAGCUAUUGUGAAAAGUGCUAUUGUUAUGUUUGUGAUAAGGUUGCCCCGUGUAAGGACUGGAAGGGCUGGCAUUGCAAUGCAGAGAGUGGUAUUUACUGGAAGAAUCAAAGGAAUGUGAAGAAAAUUCAACCAGCGCGUCUCUAUUAUUCUCAACCAUAAAGGAUGGUUGAUUGUAAUGAACUGCGCUAUGAUCAUGGCAGAGUCUAAUUGUAUUUGGGACUCUCACACAAUGUGGUUUAGUCUGGAAAUGUGACAUAUUUUGUGGGUACUAUAGUAUAUAGAUAAGUAACAAAAGAAUGUGGUAGAGUCUUUCUGCUCUAGGCUCUAGGCUCUAGGAUUAGGGGAUUUUUGAGCUGUUGCUGCAGGAUGGAUCUAUUGAAGUAUAUAUUUCAUGUUCUUCAAGAAUUCGUUUUGUAAUUACUGGUUUUGUGUGUGUUUGUGUUUUUACGCACGACCUUUUUUUUCUGGGCACUAUAAGAAGGAUGCUAUGCUUCGUGUUGUAACUAAUUUGUCUUGUCAAACACCAAGCAACAUUGCUACUUGCUAGGCCACAAAUUAGAGGACAAUCAUAAGCAAAAGCUGGCAAAACUGAA